UGCCGACCGAGAGUAUGUGACACGGCGACCCAACGACAAGUUACAGAAUGCUGGAAGACACGGGGUUGCUGCCCACCCGCCUGGUGGAAAGAGCGAAAACGGAAUUGAACGAGACGCCCCAGCGGCGAGCUGAUGCCCUCGAAGAGCUGCGCGCGUUGCUCGACGGAGAGGUGACGGUGCUGAAGUCGAGAACGGACCCGCUCUUCCUACUCCGCUUUCUGAGAGCCAGAAAAUUCGACGUGCCCGCUGCGUUCCAGCUGCUUUGCAACUAUUACAGAAUGCGCUUCGAGAACCCCGACCUAUAUCACAAUCUGUAUCCUUCCAGUGUCAAGGAAGUGUUCGACCUACAGUGCCUCGGUUUUCUGAAGGACACUGACAAGGGAGGGCGCAAAGUGUUCUUUCUGCGAAUGGGGAAGUGGAGCCCCGACGUUUGCUCCCUGGAAGCCAUGUACAAGCCGUGCACGCUCGCCUGGGAGCACGCACUCGAAGAGCCGGCGACGCAGGUGAAUGGCAUCGUGGCGCUGGUAGACCUGGAAGGUGGCUCACUCAGGCACAUCGCAUCCAUGUCGCCCGAGCACGCCUUCAAGAUUCUCUACUGCGUCCAGGAAUGUUACCCCAUACGUCUGAAGGCGAUCCACGUCGUCAACCAGCCCCUGUUUUUCACAAUUCUCUUGAAGUUCCUGAAACCAUUUGUGAAGAAUAAGUUUUUCCAAAGACUUCACCUGCAUGGAAGGAACUACGCGAGCCUUCACGAGCAUCUGCCCCGCGAGAUUCUGCCGCGCGAGUACGGCGGCGUUCAGGAGCCCGUCGACAGCUCGGAGCUGGUGGACGCCCUGCUGCGAAACGAGGAAGCCUUCAAGUUGCACGAGACCUACGGAUACAUGCGCCGACCGGAGCAACUUUCUUCCGCCGUGACUGGCCGCAGUGCGUCGGCGCGGGGCGCCGGAUGUUUCCCCCCGCGCAACUCGCGCGUAGAACUAAUGCAAACGCUGUGGCGUCAAUUCGCUCGCUCAUCCCUGCUUCCGGACGACGUGUCUGAAGGGUCGGUUCAUGCCAAGACGCUGCACAAGUGCCUGCAGAAGAUUGAGCAGUCCAAUGGCCCAAGUGUUUAUUCGGCCGGUUGUCUGAGAGGGUAUUCAGGGACGGUCGUGAUGAACACCGACUCCAUGGCGACGCCGAAGAAAACCGAAUCACCGCCCAGCCUCGAGCAUGCUGCCGAAGUGCAACUCGGCGAGACAGCGGAGGCCAAGAUGCGCAGUUUGUCGAGGUUAAGGGAGCUCAUCGCAGGGGACACGUCGCUCCUUUGCCCCACGGACGACACAUUUCUGGUCAAGUUUCUGCGGGCCCGCAAGUACUGCGAAGAGGCGGCCUUCGGGAACAUUCAAAAGUACUUCCGCGUCAAGCAAACCGCGGCAGACUUCUUCAAGAACCUCUCCCCUUCCACUGUGCCUCUUAGCGCAGUGUUGCCCCACCACCGGCUCAUGAUGGUAUCCGAGAAGAAAGAUCCAGAGGGAAGGAGAGUGGCCGUUAUAAAGAUUGGUUCCUGGACCACAAGCGUGUGCUCCGCAACCGACCUCAUGAGGUCAGCGCUGGUGAUGGCAGAGUGGGCGCUGCUGGACGAAGAAACGCAGGUUCGCGGGGUCGUGUGCGUGUUUGACCUCAAGAAUCUGCACAUCAUGCACAUGGCACAUUUCACCCCCACAUUCGUCAAGAAAACGGUGCACAUCAUGCAGGAUUGUUAUCCAGCCCGCAUUAAGGCCAUCUACGUGAUAAACACUCCCCCUGCCUACGAAAUUAUCUUCGCUGCUGUCAAGCCUUUCCUGAAGUCUAAGCUUCUGAAACGGAUAUAUUUUGUGGGCCGGGACCUGCGCAAGCUUCAUGGCGUGCUUCCAGCUGACGUGAUACCAGCGGAGUAUGGUGGCACCCACGAAGACUUCGACUACUGUAGGCUAGAAAAAGACGUUAAAAGCUCGAGCAGCUACUUCGAUCACAUCAGCCGUUUCGGUUAUCGCACGAGUGUGCUUACAUAGUAGUUGCGCUAGCGUCCACGAGAAGAAACAUGCGUUGUGCCUAAUAAAGGCCUCAUCUUCAUUGUCAUCCA
Messenger RNA from Rhipicephalus microplus (southern cattle tick), 2101 nucleotides. RefSeq lists its product as uncharacterized. Gene Ontology annotation, cellular component: membrane. Lineage: Eukaryota; Metazoa; Arthropoda; Arachnida; Ixodida; Ixodidae. The record is from RefSeq and is a predicted model, not a curated record. Gene Ontology annotation, molecular function: phosphatidylinositol bisphosphate binding.